Messenger RNA from Oreochromis aureus, 2994 nucleotides. Its product is annotated as NLR family CARD domain-containing protein 3-like. The transcript is spliced from 7 exons. Gene Ontology annotation, molecular function: protein binding. NCBI's taxonomy places the organism in Eukaryota, Metazoa, Chordata, Actinopteri, Cichliformes, Cichlidae. The record is from RefSeq and is a predicted model, not a curated record. The coding region runs from base 1 to 2994 and encodes 997 amino acids.
AUGUUUGCUCCACUUUAUCAACAUAACCUAAAAUCUAAGCUGAAGAGGAAGUUCCAGUGUGUCUUUGAGGGGAUCACUAAAGCAGGAAACCCAACCCUUCUGAAUCAGAUCUACACAGAGCUCUACAUCACAGAGGGAGGGACUGCAGGGGUCAAUGAUGAACAUGAGGUCAGACAGAUUGAAAAAAAGUCCAGAAAACCAGACAGACCAGAAGCAACAAUCAGACAAGAAGACAUCUUUCAAACCUCACCUGGAAGAGAGACACCAAUCAGAGCAAUGCUGACAACAGGGGUGGCUGGUAUUGGGAAAACAAUCUUAACUCAGAAGGUAACUGUGGAUUGGGCUGAAGAAAAAGCCAACCAGGACAUCCAGUUCAUGUUUCCAUUCACUUUCAGAGAGCUGAAUCUGCUAAAAGAGGGAAACUUCAGCUUGAUGGAACUUGUUCAUUAUUUCUUUACUGAAACCAAAGAAGCAAGAAUCUGUAGCUUUGAAGAUUUCAAGGUUGUCUUUAUUUUUGAUGGUCUGGAUGAGUGUCGACUUCCUCUGGACUUCUACAAUACUGAAAUCCUAACUGACCCUAGAAAGUCCACCUCAAUAGAUGUGCUGCUGACAAAUCUCAUCAGAGGUGAUCUUCUCCCCUCUGCUCGCCUCUGGAUAACCACACGACCUGCAGCAGCCAAUCAGAUCCCUGCUAAUUGCAUUGACAUGGUGACAGAGGUCAGGGGGUUCACUGACCCACAGAAGGAGGAGUACUUCAGAAAGAGAUCCACAGACGAGCGACUGGCCAGCAGGAUCAUCUCCCACAUCAAGACAUCACGAAGCCUCCACAUCAUGUGCCACAUUCCAGUCUUCUGCUGGAUCACUGCUACAGUUCUGGAGGAUGUGCUGAAAACCACAGAGGGAGAAGAGCUGCCCAAGACCCUGACUGAGAUGUACAUCCACUUCCUGGUGGUUCAGGCCAAAGUGAAGAAGGUCAAGUAUGAUGGAGGAGCUGAGACAGAUCCACACUGGAGUCCAGAGAGCAGGAAGAUGAUUGAGUCUCUGGGAAAACUGGCUUUUGAGCAGCUGCAGAAAGGAAACCUGAUCUUCUAUGAAUCAGACCUGACAGAGUGUGGCAUCGAUAUCAGAGCAGCCUCAGUGUACUCAGGAGUGUUCACACAGAUCUUUAAAGAGGAGAGAGGACUGUACCAGGACAAGGUGUUCUGCUUUGUUCAUCUGAGUGUUCAGGAGUUUUUGGCUGCUCUUCAUGUUCACCUGACAUUUGUGAAGUCUGGAGUCAAUCUGCUGGAAGAAAAUCAAAAAGACUCCCAGAAAUUUGAAACAAGAAAACCUGGAAAGAAACAUUUCUACCAGAGUGCCGUGAAGAAGGCCUUACAGAGCCAAAAUGGACAACUGGACUUGUUCCUCCGCUUCCUUCUGGGUCUUUCGCUUCAUAAUAAUCAAAGUCUUCUGCAAGGACUGUUGGCAUAUACACCAAAUAGCUCACAGACAAAUCAAAUUCUGUCACAAUGUUUGUUGACACUGACUGGAAGUAGCUCACAGACCAAUAGAAAAGCAGCUCAGUAUAUAAAAAUGAAGCUCAGUGGGAAUCUGUCUACAGAGCAAAGCAUCAAUUUGUUCCAUUGUCUGAAUGAACUGAAUGAUCGUUCUCUGGUGAAGAAGAUCCAACAAUCGUUGAGUUCACAACGUUUUUCCACAGAUAAACUGUCUCCUGCUCAGUGGUCAGCUCUGGUCUUCAUGUUACUGUCAUCAGAAGAAGCUCUUGAAGUGUUCGAUCUGAAGAGUUACUCUGCUUCAGAGGAGGUUCUUCUGAGAUUGUUGCCAGUGGUCAAAGCCUCCAACAAAGCUAUACUGAGCAACUGCAACCUUUCAGAGAGAAGCUGUGAAGCUCUGUCCUCAGUUCUUAGAUCCCAGUCCUCCAGUCUGAGAGAGCUGGACCUAAGUAACAACAACCUAAUGGAUUCAGGAGCGAAGAUGCUGUUUGCUGAACUGAAGAGUCAGCACUGUACACUGGAAACAUUAAGAUUAAGUCUGUGCAACCUCUCAGAGAGAAGCUGUGAGGCACUUUCCUCAAUUCUUGGACUACAUCCCACAUCUUUAAAAGAACUGGACCUGAGCAACAAUGACCUGAAGGACUCAGGAGUAAAGAUGCUUUCUGCUGGACUGAAGAGUCCACAAUGUACAUUGGAAAUUCUAAGGCUUUCAGGUUGUAUGAUCACAGAAGAAGGAAGUAAUGAUUUGGCUUCAGCUCUGAGCUCCAACCCCUUCCAUCUGAGAGAACUGGAUUUGAGCUACAAUCAUCCAGGAUACUCAGCAGUAAAGCUUCUGUCUUCUGGAGUGAAGGAUUCACACUGGAGACUUGACACUUUGAGGUAUAGAGAGAGCUGCCGCAACAAACUCAUGCUGCAAAACUUGCCAAAUCCUCAAAGAAGAUUUGGCAAGAUUUUAUCACAAUGGUUGAGACCAGGUCUGAGGAAGUAUGCCUGUGAACUUACAAUUGACAUGAACACAAUUAGCAGAGAACUUCAUCUGUCUGACAACAACAGGAAGGUGACACGUGGACGACCAUUUCAGUCAUAUCCUGAUCAUCCAGAAAGAUUUGAACGGCCUCAGUUUCUGUGUCGUGAUCCCCUGAGGGGUCGCUGCUACUGGGAGGUUGAGUGGAGAGGAUAUUCUGAUCUAUCUGUAAGUUACAGCAAAAUCAAAAGGAAAGGAAGAAAUAAUACUGGUGCAUUUGGAUGGAAUGAUCAUUCCUGGAGUUUGUGGUUCUCUGAAAGUAAUCCUUACUGUGUCUCUUACAAUAACAAAAAAACACAUAUCUCCUCCUCCUCCUCCGUCUCUAACAGAGUAGCAGUGUAUGUGGACUGUCCUGCUGGCACUCUGUCCUUCUACAGAGUCUCCUCUGACACUCUGAUCCACCUCCACACCUUCAACACCACAUUCACUGAACCUCUUUAUCCUGGAUUUACACUCUGGGAUAGAGCCUCAUUGUAG